Messenger RNA from Galeopterus variegatus (Sunda flying lemur), 2409 nucleotides. It is a transcript of the gene RASIP1, whose product is annotated as Ras interacting protein 1. The record is from RefSeq and is a predicted model, not a curated record. The transcript has 8 exons. Gene Ontology annotation, cellular component: cell-cell junction. The coding region runs from base 541 to 2235 and encodes 564 amino acids. Gene Ontology annotation, biological process: negative regulation of Rho protein signal transduction; angiogenesis; regulation of GTPase activity. Gene Ontology annotation, molecular function: GTPase binding. NCBI's taxonomy places the organism in Eukaryota, Metazoa, Chordata, Mammalia, Dermoptera, Cynocephalidae.
GGGAUCCAAACCUGUAGCCUUGAUGUUAUCAGCACCGCACUCUCCCGAGUGAGCCACGGGCCGGCCCUGGGACAGUCCAUUUUAAUAGUGAAGGUAUCCUUGGAAGCACCCUUUCCUUAAACUGGAUGUUAUGGGAGAGUCCACUGUAGGAAGGGAUUUCCUUGAAGAGUUCAUUCAGAAGAGAUGAGAAGAUGGGAUUGUCCUUUGGAGAAAGAUCUCCUUGGAAGCAUCUAUUCUUUGAGGGAAUGAAAAUAGUAGCAUCCAUGCCAAGAAAGGGGUCUUCUUGUCAAUAUCCAGUCUUCGUGUUGGGUGUUAUGGGACGGUCUACCACAGAAAGUGCCUUGGAAGUCCACUCAUCAGAAGUGGGGGUACUUGGAAAGUCCUUUUGGAUCCCAGAUCUCCUUGAAGUGUUCAUUUAAAAGAGGUGGGGGAUGGGAAAGUCCAUUGUGGGAGAGGGAUUUCUUUGGAAGCAUCCAUUCCUCGCAGAAAGGUGUCCUUCAUACAUCUUCACUUUCCCAACAGGACUUCGUGGUGUAUGUGAUGACACGGGAGCAGCACGUGUUUGGCCGGGGUGGUAACUCGUCCACCCGCAGCGGGUCCCCAGCCCCAUAUGUGGACACCUUCCUCAAUGCCCCGGACAUCCUGCCGCGUCACUGCACAGUGCGGGCUGGCCCUGAGCCCCCAGCCAUGGUGCGCCCAUCCCGAGGCGCCCCGGUCACACACAACGGAUGCCUACUGCUAAGGGAGGCCGAGUUGCACCCGGGCGACCUGCUGGGGCUGGGCGAGCACUUUCUGUUUAUGUACAAGGACCCCCGCACUGGGGGCUCGGGGCCCGCACGGCCACCGUGGCUACCCGCACGUCCUGGGGCCACACCGCCGGGCCCCGGCUGGGCCUUCUCCUGCCGCCUGUGCGGCCGCGGCCUGCAGGAGCGCGGCGAGGCGCUGGCCGCCUACCUGGACGGCCGCGAGCCCGUACUGCGCUUCCGGCCGCGCGAGGAGGAGGCGCUGCUGGGCGAGAUCGUGCGUGCGGCCGCCGCUGGCGCUGGAGACCUGCCGCCGCUCGGGCCCGCCACGCUGCUCGCACUGUGUGUGCAGCAUUCGGCCCGGGAGCUGGAGCUGGGCCACUUGCCGCGCCUGCUGGGCCGCCUGGCCCGGCUUAUUAAGGAGGCCGUCUGGGAGAAGAUUAAGGAAAUUGGAGACCGUCAGCCAGAAAACCACCCUGAGGGGGUCCCUGAGGAGCCCCUGACCCCUGAGGCUGUGUCUGUGGAGCUGCGGCCUCUCAUGCUGUGGAUGGCCAACACCACAGAGCUGCUGAGCUUUGUGCAGGAGAAGGUGCUAGAAAUGGAGAAGGAAGCUGACCAGGAGGACCCACAGCUCUGCAAUGACUUGGAGUUAUGUGAUGAGGCCAUGGCCCUCCUGGAUGAGGUCAUCAUGUGUACCUUCCAGCAGUCUGUCUACUACCUCACCAAGACUCUGUAUUCAACGCUGCCUGCUCUCCUGGAUAGUAACCCUUUCACAGCUGGGGCAGAGUUGCCAGGGCCUGGCGCAGAGCUGGGGGCCAUGCCUCCAGGAUUGAGACCUACCCUGGGCGUGUUCCAGGCUGCCCUGGAACUGACUAGCCAGUGCGAGCUGCACCCGGACCUCGUGUCUCAGACUUUCGGCUACUUGUUCUUCUUCUCCAAUGCAUCCCUUCUCAACUCACUGAUGGAACGAGGUCAAGGCCGACCUUUCUAUCAGUGGUCCCGAGCUGUCCAAAUCCGAACAAACCUGGACCUUGUCUCGGACUGGCUGCAAGGGGCUGGGCUAGGCGACAUUGCCACUGAGUUCUUCCGGAAACUCUCCAUGGCUGUGAACCUGCUCUGCGUGCCCCGCACCUCCUUGCUCAAGGCUUCAUGGAGCAGCCUACGAACUGAACACUCCACACUGAGCCCCGCUCAGCUCCACCAUCUUCUUAGCCACUACCAGCUGGGUCCCGGCCAUGGGCCGCCACCCGCCUGGGACCCUCCGCCUGCAGAGCGAGAUGCUGUGGACACAGGCGACAUCUUCGAAAGCUUCUCCUCCCACCCUCCCCUCAUCCUGCCGCUGGGCAGCUCGCGCCUGCGCCUCACGGGUCCGGUGACGGACGACGCCCUGCACCGCGAACUGCGCAGGCUCCGCCGCCUGCUCUGGGAUCUUGAGCAGCAGGAGCUGCCGGCCAAUCACCGCCACGGGCCCCCCGUGGCUCCGCCUCCUUGAGAGCGCCCCGCAAACGAGUGCGCGGACCUUGAGCAUCUCUCGGCGCCUAGUCGCGGCCGCCCGCUGAGCGCUGAGCUUUGUGGGAGCUCCCGCGUGGAACGCCGGAGGAUGGGAGGAUGGGAAGAUGGGCUUGGGUGUGAGUGCCGAGGAGCAAUAAAAGUGUCUGUGACAUUG